Messenger RNA from Ictidomys tridecemlineatus (thirteen-lined ground squirrel), 3871 nucleotides. NCBI's taxonomy places the organism in Eukaryota, Metazoa, Chordata, Mammalia, Rodentia, Sciuridae. The record is from RefSeq and is a predicted model, not a curated record.
GGUAUUGUGUCCAACUAAACCUAAAAAUAUUUAAAAAAAUAAAAAUAAAAAAGAUUGUGAGCCCCCUCCCUCUGCCUGUGGUGAGCCCGCACUGCGCCCCUGCCACUUGGGCUCCAUUGUAUUCUUUUUUGUUCAUUGUACCCGAAUUUCCAAGUCCCUCAGCCACUCUGCAGGUCUGAUAUUAAAAUUUAGUGAAGUCCCCUUUUCACCCACCUUGCUGAGAAGCCACACCCUGCCGUUUGGCUCCACCCGUGGUGCAGCCGGGAUGCUGCUUCCUGCCCCACCGUGUCGCCCUCUUCACCACGCGGCUCCCUGGUUGCACACAGAGGCUGGGGUUGAGUCUGGGGUGUGACUUCUCCAGGCCCCAGAGCCAGCCCCGUAGUCCCCGGGACUUGGUUUCCUGAGGCAGCCAAAGGUGGCAGGAAAGUCUGAGGCCAGGUUCCAUGGGUAGCCACGUGGAUUCCUGAGCCCAUUCCCCACCUGGGGAGGGUUUCCCGGGACUGACUGGGCUCCCAGCGCAGUGCUAGGUCUGCAUUCCGGGAGCCCACAGCGUGGAGAUGCGGAGGCGAGCAGUGUGAGGCGUGCUCAGUGGAGACUGCAGCCCGGCCGCCUGUCCCCUGGACACUUGGGGAGUUGUUUAGGGAGACCAGGCUGCCAGGGAGGGACCAGGGCAUGGUGAGCACCUGACGAUGUUGGCUCUGGGAUAUGGCAUGUCACCGGCCACCCUGGCUCCGCUGUGCAACCUGGGGGCAGUGCCACCCUCUGUUCCUACGUCCUUCUUGUUUCCCACUGAGACUCCAGGAACAACACAUGGCAGUGUCUGGCCACCCAGAAGGGGUGGGAGUUGAGGGAGGAGGCCUGGGUCCAGCCGAGCCCACUCCCGGGUGGCAUCGGGCCCCUCGCAGGCAGGAAGGCGGCCUCCGGGGUGGGGUGGCAAGUGGGGGCUGUUGGAGGGUCUGCCGAGCCCUGUGGGUGGCUGGAGGCGGACCAGGGCCUGCCCAUGUCACUGAGAGGGAGACAAAGGACGAAGACCUUCCCCAGGGCCAUACAGCCAGGACAGAGGUAGCCAAAGGUGGCAGGUUCCAACUGCUCCCUGGGUAGCCACAUGGUAGCCAUGUGGAUUCCUGAGCCCAUUUCCCACUUGGGGAGGGUUUCCAGGGCUAAAUCCUAAACACACCGUGUUGAAGCCGUGACCACAUCUUCUACGGAGGCAGACAUAACUGAGGGACAAGGAGGCUGCAGGAGGCAGCAGAAGAAGGUAGCAGGCCUCAGUGUGACUGCCCUGGGUCCAAAUCCCAAUGCUCUAAUUCUCUUGCUGUGCAACUUUGGACAAGUUUCCAAGCCUCUCUGAACUUAGUUUCCCCAUCCAUAAUGGGAAAGAUGACUUUCCUCAAGGGGUUAUUGUGAGGAAUGGGAUGUUGGUGGUACUUGGCAUUCAAAUGGCAGCCACUGUAAUGUCCCAAGCUGUCUUCUCACUGGGGAGGGUGGCCACGCUGCAGUCACCUCCUCUGCUAAUCCCCCUGACACCCCAGACUUGGCUUUGAGGGGCAUUACCCACCCACACCCGGGCGUGGCAGCCACUGUGACCUGGGAGGGUCCCUGGGAAGUCCUGCCCUCUGCUCUGGGGCUCCUGCAGGUUCUCCCCACCCCAGAGGAGGGCAGGGACUCUCCUGAGCCAAGGGAGCGCCCGCCACCCUGGCAGUGGACGGGGUGAGCAGACGGGAUUUCUUGGCCUCCAAACCGAGGGCCGGGAGGAGAUACAGGAACAACUCGGACCCUGAGGGAACAGUGACAAGAAAAAGAGUCUGUAUGUAUGCAGCACAGAUGCGACUUAAAACGUAGGUUUGAUAUCGGUCAGUGGAAUCUGCAGACAUGGAGCCCGGGGACCAGAACCGGCGGGUUUGGAUGCUGGGCUUGGGUGAGAACCUGUGAGGCUCCAGGUGGCCGCUCCGAGCUGUCUGUCUGUCUGUCUGUCUUCUUCUUCUUCUUCGGGUCUUAUUGGGCAGAGCUUCCUGUCCUCUCUCACCAGGAUCAUCGAGGCCCCUCCGUCCCUCCCUUUCUGAAGCUGCUCUCCUCAGGCCGGUCCUGCCUGCCCCACUCCAUGCAGCCUCCCUGGUGGCCCCCCCAUGCCUCCGACUCCCCCAGCCUCUCCAGUCCCCAUGUCCACCCUACGCUGUGUACAACCCACAAGGGCCUCCCUGCCGUUCCUGGGAACUCGUCCCCACUCUCCUCUCAGACUGCCCCUUCCUCCUGGGUCCACCUUGCCCACUGGGACAAGAGCACCACGCUGGGCCCUGCCGCCUUCCCUCCCGCUCCCUGGGGCCUGGGCUUACUCUUCCCCAGCACCAGCCCUUGGCCCAGGCUCCUCACUUGCAGUCCCUGGGCCCGUGUCUCCUGGCUUCAGCUGCCUUCUGCCGCAGCAGGCUGGCACAUCCGGCCCUCACCUCCCUGUCCUCCUGGACGGGCCCUCCACAGGCCCCUCCUGUGCAGCCUCCCUCCUCUCCCUGCCCACACAAAUCUGUCAGGCUCCUUCCCGUUCCGUGGCCAUCUGCUCGGAACCCCGUCUCCUGUCGCUGCUGGGGAAACGCGCUCCUCCUUCAACACUCCCCUUGACGCCCCUGUUUCAAACGCUCCUGGUGCCCGGCCGUGGACGCGGGAGGCCCCGCCUUCCACUCCGUGCCCAGCUCCACAUGGGUCCUGCCUUCUCUGGUCUGAAGAGGAUGAGGGCGGGGAUUUUGUCUGGGUGCCCUGAGCCUCUCACAGUGUGUGGCAUGCAGUAGGCGCUCAGUCAUGUCUGUUGGAUGCCUGAAUCUGGUUGGGAGGGUCACUGCAGUGGAUGCUGAGCAGUGUCUGAAAGGGGCACAUUUAGGGCAAAUUGAAGGCAGCCUCAUCCACAGGGAGAAUGAGCCACCCUGAGAAGCACCUUCAGUGUCUCGGACAAGCUCAUAAAUGACAGAUGUGUCAUGGGAUGGGAGAGGACACCUGCACCGGGGGCUAGAACAAAGGUAAAACCACAUCCUCCUGCUGGUGCCCACAGUCCUUGGGGCCCCCUUACUGGGUGGCUCUACCAUGUGCUCAUGUUUUGAUGUUAGUUACGUAUUUGAUGUCCCUGGCAAUGUUCAGGGCACUUGACUUUGGCCCAGUGAGCCCCUCUUGAAGAGGUGGGGUGCUCUGAACAGCUCACAGGGCCCAGCUCCCCAUCCGUGGGAGCAGCUGGACGGCUGCGGAGACCUCGCAGCGGGGUGCAGCGGGGAGCACAGCAGGGGCUUCAGCCCUGGUUUGGGUCACGGUGGAGCCUCCCCCCCACAGUGCCACCGCAGGGUCACAGCUCCAGGCACAGGAGCACUCUCAAUGGGCGCGUCCUAUGGGUGCCAGAGCACAUCUGGCUGGACAGGAAAUCAGUGCAGCGCUGUUCCGCCAGGACAGAGGGCUGGGCCACAAGUCCGUGAGCGGAGGGCAAGGGCAAGAGGGGGCCCGGAGGAAGAGGAAAGCACCCCACGAGCUGCUCUGGGCCACCUCAGAGACUUGGGGAUGCAGAGGUGUGGCAGAACCUGGAAAAGUGGGAGCUUCCUUAUCCCAGCUCUGGGAACUUGGGGUGGGAAUGUCUGAACUUUCCAGAGCCUAAGGAUUUCACUAACAGGCUGCCCAACUUGUGUAUUCACUUGUGCAUACAUCUAGUGCCUAAAUUAGGUGCCAGGAGUGUGCCUCAUACCGGAUACACAAAGGUAAGUCGAAAACCCCAAACCCGGUCUCUGUCCAAAGACGUUCCUCCAAAACAUGAGUCUGCCGAGGCAUCUGGGUGUUUCCCAUCAAGUAGUUUUGCAGUGUCUUGGAGAAGGGGACAGUAGUGGGUCCUGCUGUGAGUGUUAGA